AUGGGCGGAGCUGAGGCCAACGAAGAGAAGGAGAAGCGGGUUGAGGUCUUGAUGUGUGGGUAUUUCCCGGGAGUCACGUCGCAGCGGCCGCCGCUUUCCUCGCCGGCGAUUGUGCGGCGUCCGGAGGCGGAGGUAGAUGGAGAUUCGUGGAAGGACGUAUGCGCCGGAGGAUGCGGCUUCGGGAUGGCUGUUUCCGCUUCCGGUAAGCUUAUUACAUGGGGUUCGGCCGACGAUCAGGGCCAGAGCUAUCUGACCUCCGGGAAGCAUGGGGAGAACCCAGAAAAGUUUCAUGUCCCAACAACAGAUCGGAUUGUAAAAGCUGCUGCUGGAUGGGCACACUGUAUUUCUGUUACCGAUAAAGGGCAAGUGUAUACUUGGGGAUGGAAGGAGUGUGUUCCCUCUAGUAAAGUCACUCGUAAUUGGAAUAACAUAAAAAGUUUCGAAGAAGAUGAAAAUUGUGCAAAGCAAAGUUCAGCAACAAAGGAACAAGAUAGCCCACGGUCACAGAGUCCGAAAUCCACAGGACAAAUCUCGUUUCCAAAUGACAAAUUAGCGGGAAUUGAAGCUAUGAAACGGAGAAAAGUUACUCCUCAGCAAGAAUUGGAUGCUUCAAUACCUACCGACGAAACUCUAUCUAUGCCGCCUUGUCUUGUGGAGCUCGAUUCUGGGGUAAAGAUCACCUCCGUUGCUGCCGGGGGCCGGCAUACUCUAGCAUUGUCGGAUGUGGGACAGGUUUGGGGUUGGGGCUAUGGAGGUGAAGGUCAGCUCGGUUUGGGUUCUAGAAUAAAAACGGUGGCAUCCCCUCAUCUCAUACCUUGUACUGAAUCAUCCACGAGUGGAUUAGAAAGCUCUGAUGUUAGUCAACAAAGUCUUGCUUCUGAAGAUAAGAAGUUUAUUGGCAACUACGUGAAGGGGAUUGUGUGCGGAGGCCGGCACAGUGUAGUGGUGACAGAUGCUGGUGUGCUUCUUGCCUUCGGCUGGGGACUGUAUGGACAGUGUGGACAAGGGAAUACUGAUGAUCUGCUGAAGCCAUAUUGUGUUCCCUCACUAAUGGGCACUCGAAUUGAGGCAGUUGCAGCUGGCCUUUGGCAUACAAUUUGCAUAUGUACUGAUGGUCGUGUUCAUGUUUUUGGAGGAAAUCAGUUUGGGCAGUUGGGUUUGGGAACUAAUUCGGACCAGUGCGAGCUUGUCCCCAGGCUUGUUAAUGAACCGAUCCUUGACGGAAAGAAAGCCAAGGUGGUGUGUUGUGGGGCCCGCCACAGCGCUAUACUGACGGAUGAUGGUGAAAUCUUCAGCUGGGGAUGGAACAAAUACGGUCAGCUCGGUUUAGGUGAUACAGUCGAUGUCAACGUGCCUGCAAAGGUUCCCCUGAAAGAUUACACUCCCAAGAACAUAGCCUGUGGCUGGUGGCAUACACUUUUGCUAUGUGAGAGAGUUCCAUCUACUUAG
Molecule: messenger RNA, 1449 nt
Organism: Striga hermonthica
Lineage: Eukaryota; Viridiplantae; Streptophyta; Magnoliopsida; Lamiales; Orobanchaceae
Source: the annotation of a GenBank genome assembly